CUCUCGACGGCAUCGGCGCCGCCGACGAUCUAACCUGACCCGAUCCUUCCGAACGUUUUGUACACAUGCUCCCUUUCCGCUCGCAACUGCGCUAAACGAUCGAUCGAAACUGACUUGUGUCAUAUAGCGCGUUUCAUAGGUUAUGCCGGUUCCGUUUUUACGCGCGCACCCACGUACGUAUUGACGGAGGAAAAGAGAAGAAGCGAUAAUGGACGAGGCAGUCACCACGCCGCCUACUUUCAAACGGAAUUUCUUCGAGCGGAUUUAUUGCGUGGAACUGUCGCCGUACGAAUGGUCGCAGCAUUUAGUCUGCAUCGCUCUCGCAAAGGAAAUUGUCAUCGGUACUAUUAGAUUUCAGGAUGAAGAUGACCGUGUGGAGGGCAUGGAAUACAAUCCUAUCAGGACUUUUCACCAUGAUACUAGACCUCACGCAGUUGCUUGGAGUCCAGAGACCUCCCUGAGUGUUGUCCCCAAGAUCCUCACAUUCUGUGUUGCCGGUGCGGAUUUCAAGAUCAGAUUGUACAAUAGCAACUUAAAUGACAUUAAUAUGUACGAGAUUUUAGAGGGACACAAGGAUUACACGAACGCAAUUUCUUAUGAACCAGAAGGUGAAUUGUUAGCAUCGGUUUCCGAUGAUCACACUUGUAAAUUAUGGGCAAUUAAGGAGGACCAGAAGUGUGUGUCCACGUUUUACCUGACAUCGCCCGGCACGAGCGUUUGCUGGCAUUGCGAAGAAUCUGGGAAGCUUUUAGUAGCAGAAAAGAACGGUUUAAUACGCAUGUACAAUGUCAGAAGUCAGCAGGCUAUCAUGUCCCUAGAUUCCGGCACUGUUCCUCUCACUACCGCAGACUGGGGGCCCAAUCCUUUAAAAGUUGUAUCGAUGGCUGCGGGAGAAUUGCUGCUCUGGGACGUUUCCAGACCUAGCCGUCCUCUUGAUGAGCGCACGCUUCACUUGGAAGGUGGUUUAAUGGUAAAGUUCUCGCAGGCGAACGAAAAUCUAGUCGCGAGCAUUGGCUGGCCGGAUAAUUUGUUGAAAGUGUUCAGUUUAAAAUCCAAACAAGUGAUAUUGUGCGGAAAGGUUCAGUUAGUCGGCGGCAUGACGUGGCAUUAUAAACUGCCUUACAUCUGUGCUGGAAGUGAUAGAGAACUAUGUUUCUGGCGAGUAAAUGCAAGCUGAAGUACUAGAUUAGAGAUUUGAUUUUCUUUUUUUUUCUAAAGAGAAUCUUUCUUUGUGCAUUUGGAAUAUUGUUAUGUAAUGUAACAAUUUAAAAGAUUUAACUUCUUUUAAUAUAUUUUAACUUUAUCAGCUGAUGACACAUCAGUGAUAUGGAUUAAAAUUUUCUAAGGAGAUAAAACUUCAUACUUGAUAGGAAA
Linepithema humile (Argentine ant) is the source of this 1374-nucleotide messenger RNA. Lineage: Eukaryota; Metazoa; Arthropoda; Insecta; Hymenoptera; Formicidae. The record is from RefSeq and is a predicted model, not a curated record.